CUACACAAGGGCAUGAACAAGCAGCCCCUUCAAGCUGGUUGAGGUCUAGAGCAACCUAGAGGAACCUGAGGAACAGGAGGCCUGUUGUAUACACCCUCUGGGCUCGGGAGGAGCCUCCUCGGUCACUUCCAACUGCUGCCGGCUUCUGACACUUCAAGACUCGCCACUCGCCUCCCCUCACAUAAAAAGACAGGUGCCUUAGGAUCUCCCGAUGGGGUGGCUUGGCCCUGGGCUCACGUUCCCUGUGAGCUGCAUGAUCCUGGUGUGGGCAGCAGGCUCUGGGAGUGGGAAGGUCCUGCAUCAGCCCGCCUGCUUCUCCGACUACAUCAGCACCUCCACCUGUGAGUGGAGGGUGGACGGCCCCACCAACUGCAGCGCUGAGCUCCGCCUGACCUACCAGCUGGAUUUCCUGUACUCUGAAAACCACACAUGUGUCCCUGAGAACAGAGGAAGCACAGUGUGCCUGUGCGAUAUGCUGAUGGACAACGUGAUCAGUGGGGACACCUAUCAGCUGGACCUGUGGGCUGGGACGCGGCUGUUGUGGAGCAGCUCCUUCAAGCCCAGCGAGCACGUGAAACCCAGGGCCCCCUUAAACCUCACGGUCAACGACAGCGUCCCCCAUACAUGGCAGCUGACCUGGAGCAACCCGUACCCUCCUGAGAAUUUCCUGUACUCCAAGCUCUCCUACCAGGUCGCCAUUUCAAAUGAAGCCGACCCCACGGAGGUUACAGUCCAUAAUGUGACCUACAGGGAGCCCACCCUCCACCUCCCAGCGCACACCCUGAAGCCUGGGGUUUUCUACAGCGCACGGGUGAAGGCCUGGAUUCAGAGCUUCAAUAGCACCUGGAGUGAGUGGAGCCCCAGCGUCAAGUGGCUUAACAACUACGAGUGGUCCUGGCAGCAGCACCUCCCGCUUGCCGUCGCCAUCUGCUGCGUUACCAUCCUGGUCAUCUGCGUGUCCUGCUACUUCAGCAUCCUCAGGAUUAAGAGAGAAUGGUGGGACCGAAUUCCCAACCCAGCCCACAGCCCCCUCGUGGCCAUUGUCAUCCAGGACUCUCAGGUGCCACUGUGGAAGAAGAGGUCUGGGGGCCAGGAACCAGCCAAGUGCCCGCACUGGAAGACUUGCCUCACUAAGCUCCUGCCCUGUUUGCUGGAGCAUGACACGGAGAGAAGUGACAGUUCCUCCAAGGCUGCCCGAAAGGAGCCUCUCCAGGGGCCUGGAAAGUUGCCGUGGUGCCCUGUGGCGGUCAGCACAACGCUCCUCUCGCCAGAGAGCAUCAGCGUGGUGAAGUGCGUGGAGCUGGCAGAGGCCCCGGUGGAGAGUGAGGAGGAGGAGGAGGAGGAGGAGGAGGUGGAGCAAGACGCAGGGAGCUGCUGCCCGUCACCUGAGAGCAGCAGGGGCAGCUUCCAGGACAGCAGGGAGGGCAUCGCGGCCCGGCUGACGGAGAGCCUGUUCCUGGACCUUCUCAGGGCUGAGAAUGGGGGCUUUGGCCCACAGGGCCUGGGGGAGUCCUGCCUUCUUCCACCUUCAGAAAGUGGGAGUGCUCCGAUGCUUUGGGCUGAGUUGCCACGUGAGGAGCCUUUUAACCCAGAGUCCACCCCUCCAGCCACUCUGACACAGAGGCCAGCCUGCCCGGCUUUCGCAGAGAUGUCCGCCGUCGUCACAGACAACCCCUCCUACCGCAGCUUCAGCGACUUCCUGGGCCAGUCCUCAGGUGCAGGAGAGCUUUCCUCAGACGCACAGCCGUCCGAAUGCCCGGGGGACGGGGACCCCAACAUCCACUCUGCUCCCCAGCCCUCUGAGCCACCCACUGAGCUCCAGACUGAGCCGGAAACCUGGGAGCAGACCCUCCGCCGGAGCGUCCUGCAGCACAGGGCGGCCGCAGCCCCCGCCGCGGCCCCCACCGGGGGCUAUCGGGAGUUUGUGUGCGCGGUGAAGCAGGGCAGCGCCUCGGGCGGCGGGUCUUCGGACUGCGGCCCUUCCGGAGGAGCUGGGUACAAGGCCUUCUCCAGCCUGCUCGCCAGCGGUGCCACCUGCCCAGGCACAUCUGGAGUUGGGGCCAGCAGCGGGGAGGGGUGCUACAGGCCCUUCCAGAGCAUCACUUCUGGCCACCCUGGGGUUCCUGCCCCUGUCCCCCUGUUCACCUUUGGACUGGACAUGGAGCUGCUUCACAGCCCUCAGAACUCACUCCUCCCAAGCAGUUGCCCCGGGUGCCCUGGUCUGGAGCCAGAGGCAAAGGGAGAGGAGAGCCAGAAGCCCCCGCUCUUCCUGGAGCAGACCACAGGCCCCCUGGGGGACGACCUGGGCAGUGGCAUUGUCUACUCAGCCCUCACCUGCCACCUGUGCGGCCACCUGAAGCAGUGUGACAGCCAGGAGGAGCGGGAUGAGGCCCAUGUUGUGUCCAGCCCCUGUUGUGGCUGCCGCUGUGGAGACAGGUCCGAGCCCCCAGUGAGGCGCCUGAGGGGUCCAGACCCCCUGCCAGGUGGGGUUCCACUGGAGGGCAAGUCGUCCCUGUUCUUCCAGCCUGACCCCAGCAAUGCUCAGAGCCCGAGCCAGACCCCCGACAUGGCGGCCGUGCUCCCUGCAGGGCCCACGUGCACGAGUGUUUCCUAGGCCGUGCCCUCUUGUUGCUGUGAGUGCCUUACCUGUGCCUGCGGGUGGCUCCCCCGAAGGCAGCCCAGCUGGCAGAUUUCCGAGACUUGGAGGAUCUGUUGGCCACCUCCUCGGCGCGCUCUUCCCUGUCAUGCCCGCCCAAGGCAUGUUUUCUCCACCUAGUCCCUCGCUGCCCUGUCUUGCCCAGUCCUGGGACCAGCGGCUGCCAUGUCACUGGCUUGGACACGGAGCCUAAAAAGUAACCAAGCCCGCAGGGGAGGCCUGGGAACCUGAUGGGAAGUUGAGGCCCUGGAAGGGUGGCUGUGUGCCCAGAGGUGCCCAUUCAUUCAACGGAGCUUCAUUAGGGCGACACUGGAGGCAAGACGUGGGCCGUGGAGGGCUGCUUAGUCAAGUGGGGGUAACAGAAGCCCACGAAAAAUGGCGAUUACCAAGCAGUGACGAUUUGCUGUCAGAUCUCUCCACAACUGUAAGGCUGGGGGCUCCUGUUAAGCACUGGAUCCCCGGAACACACCCACCCAGCUACCUUGGGGCUGGUCUAUGCCCCUGUGGGCACCAUUGCUGGCAGCCACAGAGACCAGAGGGAGAGCCUCACGCCUGAGACCCGCCUGAGCUGGGCAUUCCAGAUGCUGACACCAGGCACGUUUAGCCUGCACACUGGCCCAGGCCUGGGGUUCAGUAAUGUUUGUGUGCAUCUCAAGGAUUGUUUAAACCUGGUGUUUGUAUUUGCUGA
Molecule: messenger RNA, 3344 nt
Organism: Pteronotus mesoamericanus
Lineage: Eukaryota; Metazoa; Chordata; Mammalia; Chiroptera; Mormoopidae
Gene: IL4R
Product: interleukin 4 receptor
Exons: 11
Coding region: 212-2614 (800 amino acids)
Biological process (GO): production of molecular mediator involved in inflammatory response; cytokine-mediated signaling pathway
Cellular component (GO): membrane; external side of plasma membrane
Molecular function (GO): protein binding; cytokine receptor activity
Source: RefSeq, a predicted model, not a curated record